Molecule: messenger RNA, 7904 nt
Organism: Brassica rapa (field mustard)
Lineage: Eukaryota; Viridiplantae; Streptophyta; Magnoliopsida; Brassicales; Brassicaceae
Product: WUSCHEL-related homeobox 12
Biological process (GO): adventitious root development
Molecular function (GO): DNA-binding transcription factor activity; DNA binding
Source: RefSeq, a predicted model, not a curated record
UUAGUAAUUUAUAGUCGUUUAAAAAAAUUCAAAAUAUAACAUAUAAGAAAAAAUCUAAAUUUUUAUUAUAUGGUUAAUGAAAAAUAUUAUUUUGUAAACUAAUAAUCAAUUUUAUAGUUAGUUUAAUAAGAGUAUAAUAUAUGUUUAGAUAGACCAACAUAUUUUUUAAAGAUUCUAAAAAUCAUCUUAGUGAUAACACGUAUCUACCAAAAAAUGUUGUAAUAUUUUUCAACUAAUAUGUAAAGAAUUUCUGUUAGAGAAAAACUGUUUCCAUACUUCAUUGAAAUAGGAACUCUAUAGCCAAUAGCAUAAGAUUCAAAGAGAAUUAUAUUGUUUAACUCUAAAAGAAGCCAUAACGAUGUUCCAGUUGCAUUUGGCCAAAGCUGACAUUUAUUUACUCUUUUAUAAAGUGAACUUCUCAAACUUGAGUCUCAUAAGAUUACUUCAUAAAAUAUGUGUUCAUUAAGUUUAUAAAAGUGUAAAUAAAUAUGUUUUAUACGAUAGUUACUUCAUAAAAAUGUGUUCAUACUACCCGGAACGAGUUGGCUUAGCUGGAAAGGAUCUGAUGUAUUUGGGAAGAGAUCUCUGGUUCGAAGAAAUUUGAUAUCCAGAGAAAAGAAUUAAGCAACCGGUCUUUGUCUCCGGCUUUAGAAGAGUUAGAGCCAGUGGCCUGGAUCACCUCCUGGUUUAACAAAAAAAAAAAGGUGUUCAUAUGCAAUCAAAGGAUAUCAGUGUUUAUGUAUUUUCGGUGGGUAGUAAAUAUGGGCUUUCGAAUGGGCUAACGUGAUUCACUAAUUAAGUAGCAAAGUUUUUAAUGGGCCUCUAUACUGUUGAACACCUUUUAGAUGAAACCUUUUUCGUCAAAUAUGAAAUGAAUUAAUUACAGUCAGCGGGCUUAGAGGAAAUUUCAAAGAGUCGAAAAUGAAUAUUAAAUUUAAGAGUACAUUUUUAUAAAGAUAAUAUAUAUGUAAAUGCAUGAAUCUGUCUAUUAAUUGAUCGUAUAGACUUUAUAGGGUUUUUUUAUAAUACAAAUAAAUGAAAAAGUUCAUAAGAAUGUAUCCUUUUGGCACUUCUUGUGAUUGCUAAUCAUUCAAGUGCGCGACACAUCAGAUGCACUUACACCAGUUUAAAAAAAAAUUAAAAACACCUGCGCCGUUUGUUUGGUGUGUGUUUGGACCAAAGCAAGAGUUACAGUCUAUUGUUAAAGAAAGUAUGUUGACGUUUUCUUAACUAAUAUGCAAAGAUGACACUAUGACAGUCGGAUUUGAAACUUUUGACCGCUGAAAUAAACAUUUGUUCGUUGGUUAGUUAUAGAAUAAUCGUCUUCAUCUUGGUGCAGAUCCCUAAAAGCUGUAAUAUUACAUAGAAGCAAUAGUCUCAAUCUAUUGUUAAAGAAAAGUAUGUUGACGUUUUCUAACUAAGAUAUGCAAAGAUGACAUUCGGAUUUGAAACAUUUUACCGCUGAAAUAAACAUUUGUUCGUUGGUGUAGUUGUAGAAUAAUCGUCUUCAUUUUGGUGCAGAUACCUGAAACCUGUAAAUCUGUAAUAAUAUUACAUAGGAACAAUAGUCUCGUGCUUAACUCGAAUUUCAAUAAUUCAAGUGAGUACAAUAUAAACAAAGUAAAAAAUAAAGAAAACAGCCUUCAAUGAAGAAAGAACGUAGUAUUAUUUUUAUUUUUUCUUCGAAAACCGAACGUAGUAUUAAUUUUGUUUGCUUAACACGUAGUAUUAUUUCAUACACAUCUAGUUUACAAAAAAAAAAAAAAUUAUUUCAUACACAUCUCUCCAAAUCGUUCAUACAAAUAAAAUGGAUUAUGGAUGCGGUGAAAACAAAUGGACUGAGGCGUAGAAAAAUGGUUUGUUUGACUAAAUUGUACAUGACGCGUAAAAUAUUUAUAUUUCUCCCUAUUUAAAAUAGACAAAAAAAAUAUCACUAUCCGUUUUGUCAGGAUGCAUGCAUAUCACUAAUAUAUUAUAUUGUAUGUAUAAUAUAUGUGCUCUCUUUUCCCCUAUAUUCACUGUUGUCUUCUUUCUAGUUGUAUUUAUGGUCCCUAUGGGUGAUCUUCAGAUUCACCGGCCAAAUCAACAAAGCUCAAUUACUACUUCAUAUUUUUUUGGGUCAAAACUUACUACUUCAUAUAUGCGUCAGAUAUAUUAUCUAAUAAUUAACUUAACAGAUGCUCAUAUAUGCUCAUACAAAUCUUUUUCUUAACAUGUUAGGAAAAACAUUUAUUUGAAAAAAUCAAAUAUGUGCACGUGUAUAUACACUGCUCUAGCUCCUUUGUACAAAAAUAAUACUGCAUUUAAAUAUUAAAAUAAUAAUAAUGCAUAUAUGACCCGGUGCAUAUCACCCAAAAAGUUUUACAUUUGAUUAAGAUUAACUUGAGAUUAAAAAAUGUUUCAUAUAUUCAUAGAAAUUUAAUUCAUACAUGUUUAUCAAUUAUCAUAUUCAAUCGAAACAAAAAAAAACACAACAAGGGACUUCUAGAUAUAAUUUUAUAGCAAAUAACAAAUCUCAGAAUGCGAAGCUAUAUUCUGAAAGAACUGUAUUAUCUAUACCGCCAUACGAAGAGAGAGGAUAAAUGCCAGUUAAACAAUAUACUAAAUAACGAAUUUAAAAUGCAUCGUAACAAUCAUUUUAAUAAAAUAAUUACAUUUUACACAAUUGCCAAUUUGAUAUAAACGUUGUGUAUAUAUGCAGGUAUUAUAUUAAUAUCAUGUAGGUCAAUCUGUGUGCUUAUAUAAAAGACUAAAGAGAGAAGCCGUACGUUGUUACAGAGCAGGAGGACCACAUAAAAGAAGAUUACAGAGAAAGAAGUCUCAAUCUCUUACAAAAUUUUGGUCUUCAGGACCACAGAGAGAGUGGCUUGAUAAUCACUUUUUGUGAAUCCUCGUACCGCCUCUGCCGGAUCCCUAGCUAGAGGUAUAUUUUAUGCCUACUAUAAGACUUCUUUUUACCAAUGUCAAUGUUUUAUUUGUUCACUAAAGUUUCAUGACGUAUUGCUCGCAUAUAUUAACUAUAUAUACGCGGAGCUCUAUAUCCUACAAUAAGACAUCUAAUGACUAAUUAUUUAAUAAUUAGGUUUUGAAAUACAUCCUAAACAAAAAGGUGCAUGUAUCAUUAAUGUAUAUAUAACGUCCCAACUUUAGGCUUGUUUAUAUUAAUAUUUUGUAAUCUCCUGUUUAUAUUAGAUACUUUUGUAAGAUAGAUCACAAUAUUUCGGAUAUGUAUCUGCGUAGGCUUGUGGUACUUUAAGUAUAUGUAUAUUGAAUAAUAUGUAUAUUGAAUAAUGGAUAGUUUGGCCAACAUUGUACAGCUGUUCGGCUGUCAUGAGAACAUCUGACCAACCAAGUAAUAAAAUCUAUGACAGUAUAUGUUUGUAGAAUGGAUAACUCGUGAACGCGUAUACUAGUUACAUUAAUAAAAGUGUAAUCUAUAAGUGUAAAAAAUAUCUUUUAUGUAUUUAUUUUUAUAUCAAUUUAUUUAUUUUUCACGGAAAAGGGGCAAACAGCUGGGCAAGUUAAAAAAAAAAAAAAAAAAAAAAAAAAAAAAAAAAAAAAAAAAACAGCUGGGCAAGUUACAAGAGACAAGUAAUACCCAGUUGUAUCAACUCAGUCACAGUCGGUUAUAAUAAAAUAGAUAAAAUCAUUUGGACAAUCGUUACCUCUUUUUUUUUUUUGGAACACUGACAAUCGUUACCUCUUACAAAUACAAAAAUAUGAUGUAAGAAAAUAAAGAAAAAAAGCUAUACAGUGGACGCAAACUAGGUGUUAGCCUGUUAGGAUUCCUUUUAUUUAACAAGUCACGGGAGGAUUCUUUCACAACUCCUAGUAGUAGUUUCUCUGUGUUUCCUGACGUAGUGACGUGCAUGAAUUUUUCUUUUGGUAAAGACUGGCGUGCAUGAAUACUGAAAGGAAAUACAAUAAAACAAAUAAAUACGAAGAAAAAUUCAUCUAAAACUGUAGAUAAUAGGGAUAAUGGUGAAUCUCUUCCUAAUUUCAUCAGUAAUACUGUAAAUAAUAGGGAUAAAGGUGAAUCUCUUCCUAAUUUUAUCAGUAAUCCAUUUUCACACUAUAGGCAUAAGGCAUAUGUAUGCUGGUGUUAUCAUGAUCCUAUAAAGCAUAUGUACGCAAACAUCUAUCAUAUUUCAUCGCUAUUCACAUUUAUCAUAUAUACAAAUUCCCUAAAAUCAAGUGUCAGUUAACUUUGUUUUCUUGGUCAAAUAACUACAAAGGCAAAGACAAACAAUAUAAGUCGGUAAUAACUUCAACGGGUGGCCAUGUGAAAAGCAAGAAGAAGUACAGAGAAAACUGGGAUUUUAAAUAGUAUUUUGAGAUGGUAACAAUACAAAAAGAUAUAAUGAAACAGCUAAGAAAGUAACAUCGAUCGUCAAAAACCCGAAUGCAUCUGAAAGAAACAGAUUGUCGCCUAUUGUAUCUUUCAACACUCUAGCUUUUAACGUAUAUUAUAUUCACAUGUAUGCACACUUACCAAUACAUACACUGCAUACGGUACACGAACAACUUUUUAACGAUCAAAAGGAAGUAUUCCCUUAACAUAAUCUACCAAAAUUUAGGUGUUCAAAAAAACAAAAUCUACCAAAAUUUAUGAUAUAUAACUUUUUUUUAAAUGAUAUUUUUGAUGGGGUCUAAAUGUCUAAUUGAUAACUAAAUGGAUGAUUUUGAUUAUCAUACUACAGUUGGUUUGUGUUUACACAAACUUACGUAUGUUUUUUUUGUUUACUCGUCAUUUUGAAUUUUAGAUUUUAUAGUUGAAUACAUUAUAUACUGUUUGAUGUGUUUUGUCUCAUCAUUCGAAAUCUCAAAUCAAAGACGAAUUCUACUCUUGACUCGGACAAACAAAAUAUGUUUGGCCUCUAUUGCAUGACGUCAUGAUAAACUUACAAUUAUCUAAAAGCAACCAGGUUCGCCGAUGGUUUUUUUUUUUUUUUUUGAUAACAUAUUUGCUAUUUAAUAAAUUUAUUAAUAGCCGAUAAAAUACUUAUCACGUUUUAUCAUAUUUACAGCAGAAAGCAGGACAAUCAUAACCGGUAUUUUUCCACUUAACUAUUUCCCGGUUUGGGCCUACGAGUGUUUCACAAUACCUUUUUGUUACGUUACAAAUAGUGUACAUACUUUUUCUCGGAACCGUUACAGUAACACCGGCCUUCCCUUUUUAAAAAUUUUUAUGUAUUAGAUUCUAUCACGAUUGAUAAAUUAUAUGUAUAAUUUUCUCAUUAGAUUUCACAUCAACGAUGGGCAAACCAGUUAGUAGAUUAUAACAUCCAUGACGUAAUAUUGGUAAAAAAAACAUGACGUAGUUUUGGUAAGAAAAUAUGACGUAGAAUAUAAUCAAGAACACAAGUAAAAGAAUUUUAUAAACUGGGUUGCAUAUCAUUUGCUUUGGUGAUUAUUGUGAAUCAAGAACACAGAUAAAAUAAUCUUUAGAAAUUCAAAAUUGCGGAAAACGCAGUUUUGAUUAUGAGUUGGUUCAAUAAUGCAACGUUGAGAUCAUUCCUAGCUAUUGCUUGGUAUAUCAUCAAAUAUGUGCAAGCCCGGUUUAUAUAAAUUCGUCUGCCUCUUGGAACACGUGUUAACAAAUCGACCGUACUUAUAUACAAAAUUAUUAUAUUUAAUUAAUGGAGAACACUGAACACUACAGUAGUGUAACUUAAUAUCUAAGUUAAAACAAAAAAAAAAAGUUUAUUGAGAAACCAGAAAGUUUCUCCUAUAAAUUCACUACAAAGAACUCCCACAAGUCACCACAGAAUCUCCUUUUUUUCUCAAUACCAUAAAAACACGAGAGAGAAAAAAAAGUUUGAAGUAAAUAUGGAUCAAGAAGGAUCACCACAAAGUAGGCAAGGUCGUUCUCCCUCCGCCACAACGAACUCUACGGAACCGGUCCGGACACGUUGGUCACCUAAACCGGAGCAAAUCUUGAUACUCGAAUCCAUCUUCAAUAGUGGUAUUGUUAACCCACCAAAAGAUGAAACGGUAAGGAUAAGAAAGAUGCUAGAAAAAUUUGGUGCAGUGGGAGACGCAAACGUCUUCUACUGGUUUCAAAACCGGCGGUCACGAUCUCGCCGGAGACAGCGGCAACUUCAAGCCGCCAAUGCUGCAGCCAUCGCCACCAGAGGAGUUGAAGACCCCCAGCACAUGACUACCAUGAGCAUGCAUCAUCCUUAUCGCAACAACGAGAUUGAUUUGGGAUUUGGAAGUUGUAGCAACUCGUCAGCUAAUUACCUUUUUAACGAGUCUUCAUCUCAAGUCUCUUCAUUUCUACUCGGCCUCUCUUCUUCCUCAACAAAUGGUGGAUGUGAAAGCAACAAUGGCAUGGGUGAUCUCUUCACAAUGUAUGGCCAUGAAUCUGAUCAUCAUCAUUUUCAUCAUCCCCAGCACAGCUCAAAUGAUGCAUCAAUUUCAAGCCCAUCUGAUCAGAACUCCAGCAUCCACUACCAACAAGGGUUAAUGACGGUGUUCAUAAACGGAGUUCCUACGGAAGUAACAAAUGGAGCAAUAGACAUGAAAGCAAUGUUCGGUGAAGAUUUGGUGUUACUUCAUUCCUCCGGUCUUCCUCUUCCUACUGAUGAGUUUGGCUUCUUGAUUUCUUUACAACAUGGCCAAUCUUAUUUCCUGGUAACUAAAUUUAGUUUGUUCUUAUCUAAUAUAUUUUAUACAUAAACUAUUAACAAAAGUAUUAAUAAUAUAAAUAUAUUGCUUAAUGAUUUUCAGACCAUUUUGUGUUAGUUACGAGAUAAUCUGAUUUUUCCUAUAAACUUCCACUCCCUCCGUUUUAAUGUUUCAAUAUGAUGUUUCAAUAUAAAUGAUGUUUUAAAAAAAAUAUUUUGUUUCAGUUUACAUGAAGUUUUGAGGUUUUAAGAUUAAUUUUAACUUUAUUAGAAACUGUUCAAUCAAUUAUAUUUUACCGUUUUUUUAAAACUAUAUUUUUGAAAAUAUUUUUUUUUUAAAUUUAACUUUCUUAAUCUCUGUGCACUAAGACAAAACAUCAAAUAUUAUGAAACGGACGAAGUAAUACACAGUAAUACACAAUGUGUAGAAGAUUCGCUGAAACCUAAUUUUGGUCAAGUCCUAAUUAAAUGUCUGCUAAAUUAAUCUCAAGAAACCAUUUCACUCUGUAACUAGCUGGAGCAUAAAAGUUUCUGCAUAAAAUAUAGUUAAAUAUAUCUCAAUUUGAUGAUUGUCGGUUAACUGAAUAUCAUAUUGUUGUAGAAAUUAAUAUCUGUAACUGAAGUUCUUUUAUUUAAACUAAGUUAAGAUUGAUGUCAGCUCAUGUACACACUUAUAUAAGUAUAUAUACAAUUGUAGGUUAACAUAGAAAAUAAUAUAAAUAUAUUAUAAAAUUGUAAAAGUACAUGGUUUCAAAACAAGUAUGUAUUUAUUUUUUAUAGAUAAAGAAUAUAGCCUGUUGUUCGAAAAAAAAAUAUAGCUAAAGAACAUGAACCAAUAAAUGUGACUUGUGAGUAUUUUGGUAGAAGAUUAAGUGUUUUAGUGAGUUCAUUGGCAAAAGAGACCUCGGGAAAUUAUAUUCUCUCUUGGUCAAAUAAAUAGACGAUGUGAACACUUUCUAGAAAUAUAAAAUGUUUUAAUCAUUCCUUGUUAGGGUUUUUCGAUAUUUGUCAUCAAUUAAUUUAACUAACACAAUUAUAAUUAUAGAUAUUUUAUUUAACAAAAAUUAAUUUUAAAUAUUUGUUUAUUUGAUUUCGUUUUAUCAUCGACAGGUACCAAGACAGACAUGAACUGGCUAAGCUUGUGUGCAACUUGCAAGUUGCAACAUAUACAGUCGAUUAUUUUGUUUUUACUUGUAUUGAUUUUGCGUCCACCGUGUAUAAAUGUAGAUUAAUAUAUAUGUUGGACUCGUCAGAUAUUUUGUUUUCUUGUCGAUU